This is a messenger RNA of Gadus chalcogrammus (walleye pollock), 3581 nucleotides long. It is a transcript of the gene drc5, whose product is annotated as t-complex-associated-testis-expressed 1. The record is from RefSeq and is a predicted model, not a curated record. NCBI's taxonomy places the organism in Eukaryota, Metazoa, Chordata, Actinopteri, Gadiformes, Gadidae. The coding region runs from base 59 to 1429 and encodes 456 amino acids. Gene Ontology annotation, molecular function: protein binding. The transcript is spliced from 5 exons.
GUUUGUUACCAAGGCGUGAAGUUAUCCAGACAAGCGCUAGUGUAUUUCUUCUGGCACAAUGUCCAAGUCCAUCGAUCCUCCAGUGGAACAAAUCAACGCGUUUGGGGACCAUGGACCACUGCGCAGGAUCAUUGCUGAAGACCCAGAGUGGUCCCUUGCUCUGGUGCCUCCCUUAUCCAUACUCUGCCUGCAAAACAUCGUGACAAACUUCGAGGAAAAGCAGACCAUCGAAGAGCUGCUGCCCGCUCAUAAGGAGUACGUGCUGGGCCGGCUGCCCCCCUCCCUGCCGCUGCACGUCACCGCCAACCUGAUCUCGGACCCGGGCUACUGGCGCCGCUGCUGCGUGCAGCGCUGGAACCCCUGCGACGUGUCCCAGUAUGGCCACAGCUGGAAGCGCAUGUUCUUCGAGAAGCACCUGGAGAACCUGCUGGAGCUGUUCAUCCCGGACGUGACGCCGCCGCACUCCAUCCUGGAGCUGGUGCCCCUGUGCAGGGACUACGUCCUCAGGCUGGACGUCUCCCAGCUGCUGCCCCCGAUCAAGGAGCCCGGGAACCCCGGGAGGCAGAGGCCGCGCGAGGAGCAGCAGCAGGAGGAGGAGGGGGAGGAGGAGCAGGAGGAGGAGGAGGACGCGGCCAGCGACGUGGGUCCGUCGAUGGACCACUUUGACUUCGGCCUGCUGUUGGACCAGCUCAGCCGCCUGGAGGAGCUGCGGCUGGUUUACGGGGUCCGGGGCUGCGGCAUGAACUUUGAGUGGAACCUGUUUGAGUUCACGCUCCGCGACUGCGAGGCCCUGGCGAGAGCGCUCAAGUCCUGCCACACCUUGAAGGUCCUGAGGCUUUGCCAGAGCAAAGUGGAGGACGAGCGCUGCCGGAUCCUGGCCCUCCACCUGCUGGACCACCCGUCGCUGCUCGAGCUGGACCUCUCCCACAACCUCAUCGGCGACCGAGGGGCCCGGGCCAUCGGCAAGCUGCUGUCCAGGAGCCGCCUGGAGGGCCUCGACCUGUACGACAACGAGGUCGCGGGCCCCGGCGGGCGGGCCAUCGCCCACGCGCUGUCCCGGAGCUCCACCCUCCGAAGCCUCAACCUGCGGCUGAACCGGUUGGGGGACGAGGGCGGACGGGCCGUCGGCCAAGCUCUGCUGACCAACCGCACGCUCCGCCGGCUGCACCUGGGCGCCAACGAGAUGGGAGAGGCCAGCGCCGCCGUGCUGGCGCAGGUGCUGGUCCAGAACGACACGCUGACCAGCAUCAACCUCUCCUGCAACAGCCUGGGCGCGGAUGGAGGUAAGAUUCUGGAAGACGCGAUGUCCCAUAACAACGCUGUGACGGAGUUUGACGUCCGACUGACGGAGGUGGGCGAGGGGAGCGAGGCCUUUAUCGGCCAGAGGGUGCGAAGCAAUCAGGGCAGGGUGCAUGAGCAUCCCGCCUGAGAGAACGCCAACGGCAAGUACACUGUGUGAUUCAACACAGUAAAACCUGAACGAUGCUCACACACUCAUGGUUCCCACCGCUCUUCUGUUCACCUCUUGCGGGGGAGAAUGACGGAACGGAAUAGAGAUUGAAUCUUUGAAGAAUGCGUGUCAUUUUGUCCAAUCGUUCCUCCGAGACAAAUUGUUUUCAUAGACCCCACUAACAUGAUUGAUCGUGUGGCUGAUCAAUGUUGAGCUGAAAUCUGUCCAAAUGACCUAUCGGCAGACACGGUAGUACGCUGUACAUAGGAAGCACUUAUGUUUGGUUAUUCUUUGUAGGCCUUAGCUUGGUAAAAAAUGUAAUUCCCAAAUAUGGGAUUUUCCUAAAAUAUCCAGCUUAUCAGAGUGACUCUUGGUGGGAAGUAAAGACAACACACAUUCUCCUCUGAGAAAAGCCCUCCAUGCAUAUUUCUGUUCAUCUUUACCAUAGUUAGUCCAUUUUGAAUAAUAUGGUUUUGAUUGCUCUAUAGAUUGCUACAUUUUCCUUCGGUGCCGCCAUUGUUUUUUUUUUACUCAUCAGACUGCGGCGCUCCUUGUUCGUCGUGAACUUAAACUCCCUCCCCCUAGGACUGACUGGGUCUAUAAUAUUUAUGUUAUCCGAAACGGCUUUCAACAGGCCCAAGGCCAGACCGAUCUGCAGAGAGAACAGAAUGUGAACUCACAAGACCCUGAUGGAUUACUGCAACAAAUAUGGGCUAUUUAUGACACAUGAUGUUGGUUAACUCAAUACCAAAACAUGACACCAUAGCAAAAUCAUUUGUAUGGGGUGGUUUUAUUUUAUUUGAGUGUCCCGAUUUGAGCCAUGACCCUUGCCUGAUAUCAGAGGGAAUGUACAGUAGACAUGGUGGCAGUGUAGACAUAUGUCUCGAAAUGUAACUGACCUGCUGUAGAACAGUGACAUCCUUUACUGUGCAGCAACAAGCAAAAAGGAAGGCUUUCGAUUGUGUGUAUCGCAACAGGCAAGAUGUUUCAUGAUCAUUUUGAGGUAAGUCUGUAUCAAAAUUAAUUUACAACACAUAUAAAAUUUGUUUAAGCUACAUAAAAGCACAUAAACAAAAGAAAAACAUCCAGAUGCUAGUUUUCUAUAAUACAUAUGUGCCCUGUUAAAAAACUACACAUUUAGUUAUCACUUUUCAGACUCCAGCUUCACAAUAUAUUGAUGAUACAAACUGGUUUGAAACUUGUUUAUAAUUCGUCAUCAACAUUCAGCUUGUACACCAGGUACAAUUGUUCUAAUCGGACUUCCUUAUUACUCGUAUAAAAAAGCAGCUCCAGAGCUACAGAUCAUGCUGCUAGGUUAUGUUAUAAAGCAAGGGGGUUUUCCGCCAAAAAAUGAACUACUUAGGGGUAGCUUUGCAUGUCUGGGUCAUCUACACAUCGAAUGGUUUCACUUUGGACACCUUCAGUUGUAACAUGAACUCCACCCGAAUAUCAGCUUACAGUAAACAUUUAUGUUGGCUUGUCAUGUAACCAUAUCACUGUUGUUGCAAAAUAAUUUGUAAUUUUAAUAAAAGAGAGUGAGAGAGUUAUCGAGAGACUUGAUGUCAGAUAGUCCAGGAUCAACUGUAUAUGACGGUAGUCAGGAGAUUUUGGGGGCUGCUGUUAUUCACUAGGCUCUUAUCACAGAGGCAAGCCCGAUGAGUGAAGAGGAAAAUGCGGACAUUAAGUCCAUAGUUUCAGACUGACCUUUAACUUAAAGCCUUUUUCCUUUGUUAGGAUCAUGGGCAAUUGUGACAGGGUAACCUCGAAUGACUGCAAACCCUCUGACUGCAAGAUGAGUGAGUUAGUGCACAGCUUACCCAGGCUCCUUUUUUUAUACAUACAAGUAAUACAGGUCACUGAUUUAAAAUAAGUAGGACCCAGGGUUCGGAGAAUUAAAUGAACUGUAUAAUACACCCAAGGCAUACAUAUUUAGUUUGUUUCUUGUUUGUUACAGAUAAGGAUGUCUGGUCUGGUUUUAUUUUAUUUGGGUAAUGCUGGAGUGUCAAUCCCAGGUUCUUUGAUGGAUGACUCUCUUUGUCAGGCUCUCUCUCUCUCUCUCUCUCUCUCUCUCUCUCUCUCUCUCUCUCUCCCUCUCGCUCUAUCUCUCUCUAUCUCUCUCUCUCUCCAUCUC